AAAAAUUCCUCAACAAUGAAAUAAUACUGCAUAGAUCUUCUCCCCACCAAACCCUAUAUCGUUGCAAAUGGUUUUUGCUUUCAAAACCUCUGUUUUGUCCUUUCUCUUUGAAUUCCUUUCCUUUAUUUUUUGAAUCCCAGAUUUUAGUUUUUUUUUAUAUAUAUAAAACCGUUAAAUAGACGAUUCGGUUAAAUUAUUCGAGUUUUCGUGUUUGGGUUUUCUCUAUUGAGUUGUGAUUCUAAAUUGUUUAUAUAAUGGAUGCUUCUGAGAAUCCUGAGCGAUUUGGCGAUACUUCUACAGGAGAUGCAGUAUUUGACGCAUCGCAAUAUGCAUUUUUCAGAAAAGAUGUUCUUGAGGAGGUUGAAUUGGGGGGAUUAGAUGAUGACGAGCAGGAUUUACCUGCAGUUGGACUUAAUGAUGAGGAGUUUUUGUUUGAGCGAGAGGAGGGUGAAGUUUCGAGAUCCUUACUGGACAUUGAUGAUCUUGCUAAUACAUUUUCAAAGUUGGACACAGCUGUUAGUGGACCAAGAGGCUCUGGGAUAAUUUGUGAUGGGGGAUCCAGACAAAGUUCAUCUGCUGCCGAAUCGACACAUGGGGAGGAAUUUCCUUACUGGCUUGGUCAGCAGCCACUUGGAACUGAAAGUAUUCCUGAAGGUAAGCGCUGGUCAUCACAACCAUUGGCCAAUUUGGACUCAAAGCAUCUCUACAGGACAUCCUCAUACCCUGAGCAGCAGCAGCAGCAACAACAAUACCAUCAACAUUUCCUUAGUGAACCGAUUUUAGUUCAAAAAUCUUCUUAUACUUCAUACCCUCCCCCUGAGGGCAGAUCUCCUCAGGCUUCACCGAACCAACAUGCUGGACACCUGAAUAUUCCUUAUAAGGUUGGUGGGCCGCAGAUGGCAUCUUCGCCAAACCUCUCUGCCUUCUCAAAAUCUCAGCUUCAACAGCCUGGCUUACACCAUGGGCCACCUUAUCGUGGGAAUGUUCCUCAAUUUGCUUCUGGUCUGUCUGUCGGUAGUCAGCCUCCAAAUCAAUGGGGGAGCCAGCCAAAAUUAUAUGGAGAUAAUUCCAUUGUUUUGAACAAUAGGCUGCAACAACAAUUAUCUCAUCAAAAUGGUUUCAUUCCACCACAAUUAAUGCCACAACUGCAGUCACACCAGCAGAGACUGCAGCAUCCUGCUCAGCCUUCUGUUGGCCAUUUUUCAGGGAUUCAGUCACAAAUAUUUAAUACUCAACUUUCUCCUUCCCCACCUUUAAUGAACAAGGUUGAGGCUAUACUUGGUAUUGGUGAUCUGAGAGAUCAAAGAGUCAAAACAGCUCAGAAAGGCAGGCAAAAUCUACGGUUUUCACAGCAAGGCUUUGAUAGUGAUAGACUGAAGCGCGAUCUUGGAUGGCCUCAGUUUAUAUCCAAAUACAUGUCAACUGAUGAGAUUGAGGGCAUUGUUAGAAUGCAGCUUGUUGCAACCCACAGUAAUGACCCCUACGUGGAUGAUUAUUACCACCAGGCUUGUCUUGCAAGAAAAUCUGCUGGGGCAAAGUUGAGACAUCAUUUUUGCCCGACUCAGGUUAGGGACCUUCCACCCCGAGCACGUUCGAAUUCUGAGCCUCAUGCUUUUCUCCAGGUUGAUGCUCUUGGGAGGGUUCCUUUCUCUUCAGUCCGCAGGCCUCGCCCUCUUCUAGAAGUUGACCCUCCAAAUUCAUCUGCUGGCACCGACAAUGAUAAAAAAACUUCUGAUAUGCCUCUGGAACAGGAACCUAUGCUUGCUGCUAGAGUUACAAUAGAGGAUGGUCUAUGCCUUCUUCUUGAUGUAGAUGAUAUUGAGCGGUUUUUACAGUUUAAUCAGUUGCAGGAUGGUGGAGUCCAACUAAGACAAAAACGGCAGACUUUGUUGGAGGGGCUGGCUACAUCAAUUCAGUUGGGUGACCCACUUGGCAAGAAUGGUCAUACGGAUGAGCUUGCUCAGAAGGAUGAUCUUGUGCUUUUACGGAUAGUUUCCCUCCCCAAAGGUCGGAAGCUACUUGCAAGGUUCCUUCAGCUUCUUCCUCCAGGUGGUGAGCUCAUGCGAGUUGUCUGCAUGUCAAUUUUCCGUCAUUUAAGGUUCUUGUUCGGAGGCCUUCCCUCUGAUCCAGGAGCUGCUGAAACUACUAUUAACCUUGCAAGGGUUGUUUCCUCUUGUGUUCAUGGGAUGGAUAUCCGUGCACUUAGCUUCUGUCUUGCAUCUGUUGUUUGUUCCUCAGAGCAGCCCCCUCUUCGUCCCCUCGGAAGUCCUGCUGGCGAUGGGGCGUCAUUUAUUCUGAAGUCUGUUCUUGAUAGGGCAACAAAACUCAUCACAGAUUCUAGAGCUGCUGGCAAUUAUAAUAUGACAAAUCUGUCCCUUUGGAAGGCCUCAUUUGAUGAAUUCUUUAACCUUCUUACCAAGUAUUGCAUAAACAAAUAUGACACAGUGAUGCAGUCCUUGUGUAUGCAGGCCAAACCAAAUAUGGCAGUCGAUGAAUCAGAUGCCGCCAAAGCUAUUAAAAGAGAAAUGCCAGUUGAUCUCUUACAGGCAUGUUUACCCCAACUUAACGACCAGCAGAAAAAGCAGCUUUGGGAUCUCUCUCAACGAUCUAUGCUUGUAGAGAGAUUGUGAUAUAUAAGCAGUACCUAGGAGAAGAUUAAAUUCUGACAUGUUCGAGACAGCAGAAAUUGAUGUUCAGAAUAUUAAGCAAGCCUGUUGAGUGCUGAAAGGAAUUCAAAGAACUAUACCGUUUCACACAAACGUGAUUAUGAUGGAGCACCAACAAUGGUUCAGGUGAAACUCCAAAGAUACAUUUUAAGUAAAAGCCAAUUUCCUUCUGAGAUUUUAGUUUUGGUACUUGUUUUUUUAAUCCCCUCUUUUAGCAAAACAUCGAAGUGGGAGUAUGUGUAUUAUUAUAGAAAUUCUGCAGGAUAUUUUCCCUU
Molecule: messenger RNA, 2941 nt
Organism: Hibiscus syriacus
Lineage: Eukaryota; Viridiplantae; Streptophyta; Magnoliopsida; Malvales; Malvaceae
Product: protein PAT1 homolog
Exons: 5
Coding region: 255-2630 (791 amino acids)
Biological process (GO): deadenylation-dependent decapping of nuclear-transcribed mRNA; P-body assembly
Cellular component (GO): P-body
Molecular function (GO): RNA binding
Source: RefSeq, a predicted model, not a curated record